Brassica napus (rape) is the source of this 1204-nucleotide messenger RNA. Its product is annotated as myb family transcription factor PHL12-like. Bases 250 to 969 code for a protein of 239 amino acids. Lineage: Eukaryota; Viridiplantae; Streptophyta; Magnoliopsida; Brassicales; Brassicaceae. Gene Ontology annotation, molecular function: DNA-binding transcription factor activity; DNA binding. The record is from RefSeq and is a predicted model, not a curated record. The transcript has 5 exons.
UGUGUAGAUGUAAAAUCGCCUGCAUGGUUUACAACUUCAAAGCGUAAACCAUAUUGCAUUUGUACAUAUAGUCUAUAGAUAUACAUCCCUACCUUUAAAUAUUUAUCUAAAGGUUACAUGUGUCAAUGUCAGUCCAUAAUUUAACUUUAUAGUUUGCAAGACGUUGUGUGUUUCUAUUUUUUCAUCUUUCAUAAAUACUUAAUAUUCGCUUGUGUUGAAUAUUGCAUCACCUAUCGGCAUUUGUUAAUCAUGAUGCAGUCGAGGGAGGAGAGGAGAGCCGAGUCACCAUCAGGUCUCGUUCUCACCACCGACCCUAAACCUCGACUCCGCUGGACCGCUGAGCUUCAUGAACGUUUCGUUGACGCCGUCACUCACCUUGGAGGCCCUGACAAAGCUACACCAAAGACGAUUAUGAGAGUGAUGGCUGUGAAGGGUCUUACACUUUACCAUCUCAAGAGCCAUCUCCAGAAGUUCAGACUUGGAAAGCAGCCUCACAAGGAACAUAGUCAUGGUCACUCCACUAAUAUUAGGGAUACUAAUAGAGUUGUUAAUCGACAUCGAUCGAUUACACAUGCAGCUUCCAUGUUGGAUCUUCAAAGGAAUGUUGUAUUCAGUACUCCUAACAUCAUUGGUCGCAAUAUGAACGAGAUGCAAAUGGAAGUGAAAAGAAGAAUAGAGGAAGAGGUAGAAGUAGAAAGACAGGUGAAUCAAAGGAUAGAAGCACAAGGGAAAUACAUGGAGAGCAUGUUGGAGAAAGCAUGUGAAACACAAGAAGCAAGUCUCACCAAAGACUACUCUACUCUCUUUUUCAACAACACAUCACCCCUCCCAAUUCCAUGGUUCGAGGAUCAUUUUCCCUCGUCUUCCUCCAUGGAUUCUACAUUGAAUCUUUCUGAUAUCAGUCUCAACUUCUCUCUCCAAGAUUCUCGGAGCUCUAUCACCAAGAACCGUACGGUUUGUCUCGGUUAGAGAAUACAUAUGUUGGUCUAGUUAUUUGACUCUUCCUACUCUAGUAUUCUAAUGUGCAUAAAUGCACAAACUCACAUGUAAUAAUUCUGCCAAACAAUGAAGUAGAUCUUCGUUAUCCACUCUAAUAGAUGUGAUGAUGUGCAAUAGAUGGUGAAGUGGGAUGCCCCAUGUAUUUCUCAAUUCUUGUGUGUUUAUUAUAUAUAUGUGUGUUACUUGCACACUGAAAUUUUAAAGA